Molecule: messenger RNA, 1341 nt
Organism: Exophiala viscosa
Lineage: Eukaryota; Fungi; Ascomycota; Eurotiomycetes; Chaetothyriales; Herpotrichiellaceae
Product: molybdopterin biosynthesis protein MoeB
Exons: 3
Coding region: 1-1341 (446 amino acids)
Biological process (GO): tRNA wobble position uridine thiolation; protein urmylation
Cellular component (GO): cytoplasm
Molecular function (GO): nucleotidyltransferase activity; thiosulfate-cyanide sulfurtransferase activity; URM1 activating enzyme activity
Source: RefSeq, a predicted model, not a curated record
AUGAGCACCUAUCUGACAAUAUCGCCAUCUCGUGUCACGACUGCAUCUCUGAUCCCGGCCCCUGCGCUAGCAUCAAGCAGAUACAACCGCCAACUCCUCGUCCCUCAACUUCGCCUCAGUGGCCAGAAUCAUCUACUUCAAUCCAAAGUCCUGAUCAUCGGCCUAGGCGGUCUAGGAUGUCCCGCAGCAUUGUACCUCGCCGGUGCGGGCGUCGGCAGAUUGGGUCUCAUGGACGGUGACACGGUCGAGCUGGGCAACCUCCACCGUCAAAUCGCACAUACGGAGUCCGCUGCACGACAAGGUCUAUCUAAAGUGAAGUCCGCAGCAGCGCGGUGUCACGAAAUCAAUUCUACGAUCGAGUUCGUGUUGUACGAGACGCGAGCGACCGCUGAGAAUAUUCUGGGUGUCGUCAAGGAUUACGACAUUGUUCUCGAUUGCAGCGAUAACCCAGCGACGCGGUAUCUGGUAUCAGAUGCGUGUGUGGCGUCGGGUAAAGUUCUCGUCAGUGGAGCAGCGCAACGUGGAGAGGGAAGCCUGAUCGUGCUGAACUCGCCGCCUACGGCCGACAAGGGCCCCUGUUAUCGAUGUGUGUUCCCGCGCCCACCACCGCCAGAGAUGGUUCGUGGGUGUAGUGAGAUUGGAAUCCUAGGGCCGGUGGUCGGCACGAUUGGCACGUUGAUGGCGGGUGAGGCGAUCAAGAUUAUUGCACGGGGAGGGCACCUUGUUGGUGGUGCAGGUCACGAGCAGGAGCAGAAGCGGAAUGAAGGAAAGGCACCAACUCCGCAUACGAUGCUGUUGUACAAUACCUACGCGGCUGAUCCGAAAGGUAUAUUCCGGACUAUUACGCUUAGAGGACGGCGGAGAGAUUGUCUGGCGUGCGGCGACGGUGAGGCGUUGGCGAAGAAGGGACUGGACUACCAGGCAUUUUGUGGGGUGGUGGAGGAUGUCAAGGUUCUUGAUGAUGAGAGGCGGAUUGAUGCAGCGGAUCUUCUGCGUGGUGGUAAACCAGGACUCGUGGUCGAUGUACGCGAGGAGCAUGAGUAUGAGCUUGGGACUAAGGUAGACGGAAGUGUGAAUAUCCCUAUAUCCAAGAUUCUAAGAUUGGGAGGUGGCGCGUUUGACGAAUUGGAGAGGCUUCGAGAUGGCACAGAGCAGGAACGAGGUUCCAUACCGGUGUACUUUGUCUGCCAGCGCGGGAAUGACAGCCAGAUUGCUGCGCAGAAAUUGAUCGAGCGAGUCAGGGCCGACAAUGGGUCAGAAUCAAUGUCGAAAUGGGGCUGGAUAGGCGAUGUCAAAGGCGGGUUUCUUGCGAUGGAGAAGUUUGCGGUCUCAACUUCGUGA